Messenger RNA from Clunio marinus, 1413 nucleotides. The record is from the annotation of a GenBank genome assembly. Lineage: Eukaryota; Metazoa; Arthropoda; Insecta; Diptera; Chironomidae.
UGUGGUUUUGGCGGAAAAUUGAUUGUUUUGAGGACACAAAAAUUGUAAAAAAUGGAUUUCCCAAAGAAAAGUAAAAUUAAAGUGCUUAAGAGUCCUGACGAACAAUCUUUGGAUACAUUAUUACCACACAAUUGUUUAUUCUACAUUCUUCCACCUAUGAUCGAUGUUAGUUUAAAAGAUUUCGAAGAUUUAGCUAUUGAAAGAUUAAAACUUCUUCGUAUUUUGGAGCAAGCGGGAGUGAAACAUCCCAAAAUUUUAUCAGAUGAAUGGAAGGAACAUGUCAUUAAUGAAUUGAACAUUGCUGGAUUGAAAUAUUUCGUUAGAUUGUUGCGAGGAAAUGGAAAUACUGAACAGGAUAUGAACGCUCGUCGUCGUGAUUAUUUGUCACAUUUUAUUCUUAGAUUUGCAUAUUGUCGAAGUGAAGAUUUAAGAAGAUGGUUCAUUGCUCGAGAAAUGGAAUUGUUUCGGUUUAAAUUCAGUUCACUCAGCUCUAAAGAAGUCAAAGAAUAUGUUGAACUUUAUGAGAUGGGCUAUCGACCUAUAAGCGAAGAUCAAAAACAAGAAGUUCGUCAAGAGUUGCAAAGCUCAGUUUUACAUAACAUCGACGGAAUUGAUUUCUACAAAGUGAGCUUUUUAGCUGUUCUUGAUCUUGUUCGACAACGAAAAUGCUUCUUAAAGAAUGGAUUUGCUUAUGUCAGUUCCAUGGAUUUUAGCAUUGGCGUGACUCUUGAAGAUUCGCUUCGAUUUUGGCGUGAAGAAUUCACGAAGACAAUCGAACCAGAUAAGUUUGAUAAAAGUUACGCUUAUGGAAUUCGUUAUAAUUACGGAAAAGAAGGUUCACGCACAAAUUGGUCGCCUCAUUCUUGUAUGAAAGUUAUCAACACACAAGGAACAUCGCAAGAUGCUUGUGGAUGUCCUUUCAAACUUUGGGAUGCCAGUGAACUGCGAACGAGAUUAGUUAACUAUGGAAUAAAUCCAGUGAAUGUACAAGAUGUCAUUAGCUUAGCAACGAAAGGUCAUUUUCAGAUUGCAUGCAGUCGCUACUUUGAACUCACACACAACACGAAGCUCGAUGAAGGAAUCAGUCAUCCGAAUGGAUAUUUUGAGAACAGUCAAAUUUUAAUGGAAAAUCGUGAACCUAAAUCAAAAACGCCGCAAAUGUCUCAACAAAAUCAACGUCGGCAACAUGCAAUGACACAACAGCAAAACUUCAAACGUAAACUUGAAGCUCGUGUUAAAGCUGAACAUGAUUACGAUGAAGAGUUGUGGAAGUUAUCGGAACAGGAAGAACAACGAAUGGCUGAAUUGAAAUCAAAAGAAAAAGCACAAAUUGAAAUGGAACUUUCACAACUUGAAUCAAUGGAUUGGGAUGAUGAUGAUGAUAAUGUAAAAGAAUUAAGUGAUUUAAUGUAA